Rhagoletis zephyria (snowberry fruit fly) is the source of this 1266-nucleotide messenger RNA. Its product is annotated as P17/29C-like protein DDB_G0287399. NCBI's taxonomy places the organism in Eukaryota, Metazoa, Arthropoda, Insecta, Diptera, Tephritidae. The record is from RefSeq and is a predicted model, not a curated record.
AUGAGUAAAUCACACAAAUCUCACAAAUCAAACAAGAGCUCAAAGAAGGGAAAAUCAUCAGCGGGGGCGGAGGGCAAGGGCAAGAGCAAGACGUCCUUUGACGGGGGCGGCAGCAACGUCUACUCCAUCAACUUUGCCUCCAAGUGCCUCGGCUUUGCCGGUGCAGAUGUGUCCGCCAGUAAAAAGGCGCCUCCGCCGCAAGCGCUGCCCAAGGAGGACUUCAGCAAGGUAAACACCGAGUACGCGUCCGGCUCCAGUGCAGGCAGCAAACAAAGUGGCGCCAGCAAGGUGAACACAGCGUACGCGUCCGGUUCGAGUGCAGCAAACAGCAAAAGUGGCAAGUCGAGCAGUGCCAGCAAGUCCUGGAGCAACAGUGGCAGCGGCAGCAAGAGUGGCUCCGCCAAGAGUGGUUCAUCCAAGCAGAGUGGAGCUUCUGCAUCGCCCUCAGUUGAUCCUGCUGCCGCAGCUGCAGCUGCAGCUGCUGGAAACACUGCUCAACCUCCGCCGCCGCCUCCUGAAGCCUCCACUUCAAAGCAAGCAGCUUCAGCUUCGGCAGGUAGCAAAGAGCAACAGCAGCCCUCGGUCCCAGCUUCAGGCUCUAAAACACCUGGCAGCGUCUCCACAGAGUACGUGUCCGGCUCGAAUGCCACUGGCAUGAGCGGAGGAGGAUCUCAGCAGAAGGAAGGUGGCAGUGGAAGCAAAACCGUCUCCAGCUGGUCAGCUAAGCCCAAAUCGGGAAGCAAGAAAAAGUCCGGCUCUAGUAAGCUGAAGAAGCUGAGCAGCACACACUCAAAGAAGUCCGGCAGCAAAAAGGAAAGCAAGUCAAGCAAGUCGGGCGGCAAAUCGUCAAAGGCACCGGUGACUGCAGCCAUGACUGCAGUUGUGCCACUGUCGUCGGCUGCUGCAACCGGCACUUCGGGUACUUCAGGUGCUUCAGGUGCUAGUGGAAACGGAUCAGCUGGCAGUGGAGGAGCGAGUGGCAGUGGCAGUGGCUCCAACGCCUCUCAGCAAGCGUCCUCUAAAGGAAAGUCAUCAGCUAGUGGUGCAGUCAGUGGAAGCGACAGUGGCACUGGUAGUAGGACUGGCAGUGGUUCGGCUAGUGCCGCUGGUUCUAAAGCUUCUCAGCCAGCAUCCCUCAAAGAAAAGUCCUCCAACGCUGCAGCUAGUGUCAAAAGUGGCAGUAAAAAGGGCUCCAGCAUGUCCGGCAAUGCCAAAGUGUCAUCGCAUCAUUCUCAGUCUAAAAACAAGUCAAGUUCAAAGGGNUGA